Messenger RNA from Nymphaea colorata (pocket water lily), 1362 nucleotides. Its product is annotated as rhomboid-like protein 20. Gene Ontology annotation, molecular function: serine-type endopeptidase activity; protein binding. The record is from RefSeq and is a predicted model, not a curated record. Lineage: Eukaryota; Viridiplantae; Streptophyta; Magnoliopsida; Nymphaeales; Nymphaeaceae. The transcript has 8 exons. Gene Ontology annotation, cellular component: membrane. Bases 125 to 1021 code for a protein of 298 amino acids.
GCUACUCGCUUUCUUCUUCUUAUUUUUCUCGACUAGGUUCCGUGUGGACUGAACCAAACGGAACACACGCACACUCUCUCUCCUCCUUCCUCCCUCUCGAUUCGUUUUCGGCUUCUCAUCGAAGAUGAACGGCGGUCCGUCUGGGUUCUACAAUGCCCCGAUUACGAGAAUUUUCGUCAUCGCUUGUGCCGUCUUCACCGUCCUUGCGGGCACGCGUGGUCAUUCGGCGACUUUGGGCGUUUCCUAUCAGGAUAUUUUGAAGAAGCGACAAUUUGGGAGGCUAUUGUCUUCCGUGUUUUCUUUUUCAUCCACUCCAGAGUUGAUAUUUGGCCUAUAUCUGCUUUAUUACUUCAGAGUGUUUGAGAGGCAAAUUGGCUCGAACAAGUACUCGGUUUUUAUCUUAUUCUCACUGCUAGCGACAACCCUUAUUGAGACAAUCUGCCUUGGACUGCUGAAAGGUCCUACUUUUAAUACACUAGCAUCUGGACCCUAUGCUGUGAUCUUCGCUUCCUUUGUACCGUUCUACUUUGACAUCCCUGUUUCAACACGGUUUCGUGUAUUUGGUUUUCCUUUUUCAGAUAAAUCAUUCAUUUAUCUAGCAGGCCUUCAGCUCAUUCUCUCUUCAUGGAGGAGAUCAUUAUUGCCUGGAAUUUGUGGCAUUGUUGCAGGGCUAUUCUAUCACUUGAAUUUGUUUUACAUUCGCAAGAUAAAGUUCCCUAAUGCUGUUGCAUCAUUUUUUUCACGCUUAUCAUGGCCUGUUGCUAUGGGAGGAUCAUCAUCUACAGCUGCAAGAAGAAACAUUCCGAGAAAUGCCCCUCGUGCAGUCCAUCCUCGUGUGGAGGUUGACAGCUAUCCACCGUCUGCUCCGUUUGCUUCUAUGGUGGAGCCAGCAGAGGAUUCCAUUGCAACCUUGGUAUCAAUGGGCUUUGACAGGAGUUCAGCAAGACAAGCACUUGUACAAGCAAGGAAUGACUUGAACGCAGCUACAAACUUACUUUUGGAGACACAAUCACAUUCAUAAGAUCAACUCUCAACCAUGAGAUCAAUUGACGUCCCUGAUAACGUGAAAGUUGAAGAUGUAGAAUUUUUACAAGAUCAACGGGCUAGAAAAUGUGAGAACCUGAGCACCGGAUCGGCAAUUAGUGGUAGGGAGAAAAUCCCAUGAUUUUCUCUGUAUGUGCGUGGAAAAAGUGGUGAAAAUCAGUGGCUGGGUUUUUUCAUUAUUUAGCCUUUCACGAACCAGCUUGUAACAUUACGUGUUUGGAAUUUGCGUAUAUUGGCAUUAUGUUCCUGGAGAAGAAACCUUCGGUUGUUACUAAUCUAUUUGGGGAGAAAUUCAAUCAACCAGUCGAUGCUCUUUCA